Molecule: messenger RNA, 4347 nt
Organism: Aplysia californica (California sea hare)
Lineage: Eukaryota; Metazoa; Mollusca; Gastropoda; Aplysiida; Aplysiidae
Biological process (GO): regulation of transcription by RNA polymerase II
Molecular function (GO): DNA-binding transcription factor activity; RNA polymerase II cis-regulatory region sequence-specific DNA binding
Source: RefSeq, a predicted model, not a curated record
GUGGUCACUCAUCUAUUACACUUUGUCUGCGGUUAUUGAAGGAAGCCUGCGAUCACUCAUCUACGCCUAUUGGGUGGUCACUCAUCUAUUACACCUUGUCUGUAGUCGUUGAAGAAAGCCUGUGGUCACUCCUCUACACCUAUUGGGUGGUCACUCAUUUACACCUAUUGGGUGGUCACUCAUCAGUGGUCACUCAUCUACACCUAUUGGGUGGUCACUCAUCAGUGGUCACUCAUCUACACCUAUUGGGUGGUCACUCAUCAGUGGUCACUCAUCUACACCUAUUGGGUGGUCACUCAUCAGUGGUCACUCAUCUACACCUAUUCAGUGGUCACUCAUCUACACCUAUUCAGUGGUCACUCAUCUAUACCUAUUCGGUGGUCACUCAUCUACGCCUCUAUUCGGUGGUCACUCAUCUGCACCUAUUCGGCAUUUACACCUAUUGGGUGGUCACUCAUCUACACCUAUUGGGUGGUCACUCAUCUACGCCUAUUCAGUGGUCUACCCAUGUGCUGAGUUGUGGAAAGAAGAUAGAGACUAAGAGACAUGUCUUCAGCCUCAAGAGAUGUGGCAAACAUGAUGCUGAUUUGUCAGGAGCAGCACCUCUGCAAAAAGCACAUAAGGUACAACAUCAACAGUUGAUGCAGCAGAGCAGCGGCUGAGAUGGAGGAAGGUCCUGUCUGUGGAGAUGUUGAGGUGUGGUCUUUACUUAUUAUCAGGCAUGUGGAUGAACUUUGACCUCUGGCCAGCUAGAAAUGGUCAAUUAAGUGAGAGGUUACAGAGUCUACUAUUAUUGGUAUCGGGCAUCUUGGUAAAUCUGGACCUUUGAACGGGUAUCCGGCAUCUUGGUAAAUCUGGACCUUUGGUCGGGUAUCCGGCAUCUUGGUAAAUCUGGACCUUUGGUCGACUAGACAUGGUUAAGUGAGAGACAUGAAAGAGGAAAUGUUUCGUCAUAUCAGGCAUGUUGGUGAACCUUGACCUGCGAUCAACAAGAAAUAGUUGAUUGAAAGAUUGCAGAGGAAUUUAAGUAACAGACCUGAAGUCAUGUACACUUAGGUGCGGAAAAGACUCUCAUGAAAAGCUAACUGAGAGAAGAAGCUGUCUUGCUUAAAAUGUUGCGAUUUUCACCAUACCCAAGGAAAGAAGAGUGUACUGAAACUUAGAAAUAUCAUUUUUAUCAAAUUUAAAAAAAUAGGGGUUACUGCAGGGGAAGUAAGUGAGAAUGACGGGCCAUCUGAAACUGCCUUCUCAAGAUGAAGAAUGUCUGGAUAGUGAAAGUGAAAAUAAGUCUUCAGUUUUAGAACCAGCUGUGUCCUUUGCGAAGGUACAGGCAGACAAGUGUUUUAAGUGCUCAAAAUGCUCUAAAACUUUCUCGCGAAGGACAACUUUAACCAGGCAUGAAAGGAUUCAUGAUGUAAAAAAGUGCCAUGUCUGUUCUUUGAUAGUUUCCAGUCUGAAAGAAUUGAACGCUCACCUAAAAAAUGAGCAUGGUGUCAGCCAAGAGUUCUCCUGUAAUUUAUGCAAGCAGACAUUCUCUGAGAAAUCUCUACUGAGAAAACAUCACUUGUCUUCACAUUCCGACCACCGCCCGCACAGAUGUGGGGUGUGUGGGAAAUCGUUCCGCUACUCGACCCACUUACGGGACCACCAGGUGACCCACAGCACGCACAAGCCGUUCCAGUGCGACUUCUGCGACAUGACCUUUCACCUGAAGCGUGGCCUGGUGGCACAUCGCCGCACACACACGGGGGAGAGGCCUUUCAGCUGCGAGGUUUGUGGUCUGUCCUUCUCUCAGCACGGGAGCCUGAAUCGCCACCGACUCGUCCACUCAGGGAACAAGAAAUAUCUCUGCGACCUCUGCAACAAACGCUUUGCCAGCAAGGCCGAUGUCAAAUGGCACACAGAGAGGCAUCUAGGGGAGAGAUUGCACGCCUGUAAGAUCUGCGGCAAACGUUUCAACAGUUAUAAAACGCUGAUGUCUCACAAGUAUGUUCACCGUGUGGAGAGGCCGUACAUUUGUGAUGUUUGUGGGAUGGCGUUUAAAUUGAAGGGGGCGCUUAUGAAUCACCGUAUGCUUCACUCGGGGCUGAAACCCUUCCAAUGUGAUCUUUGCGACAAAACGUUUGCAAGAAAGAACGAUAUGAUGAUGCACAGAAAGCGACACUCGGGGCUCAAACCCCACCAAUGUGACAUCUGCCUGAAAGUCUUUUGCAGUAAAAGUGAGAAAAUGGGCCAUCGUAAGAUUCACACCCAGGAGCGGAUGUACGUCUGUGAGAUUUGCGGCAAAGACUUCAACCAGAAAAGAAACCUGGCGAAGCACCAGCAGCUCCACACGGCACCCAAAAAGUUCCAGUGCGGCGUGUGCGACAAGCGCUUCCCGUUCGACAAAGAUCGGCGGGAGCACGAGCUCAUCCACACCCGGGAGCGGCCGCACAGCUGCGACAUUUGCGGGAAAACUUUCCGGCAGAAAUCUCACUUGCGCGGCCACCGUCUGACACACUCAAGCGAGCGACCUUACAAAUGCGACGUCUGCGAUAAAGGAUUCACCAUGAGGUGGAGACUUAACUUUCACCGUCAGUCCCACACGUGCGGGUCGAGAACAAACUUGUCGCUUAAAAGUAGUGAAAACUCCAACGCUGCCUCCGCCGUAACGGAUAACCCUCGGAAAGGCCAAAGUUCACACGGAAACGGGAAACUUGAGGCGGAUGCCACUGUCACUAGAGACCGUGUCCUCUUGGAGCCACAGGCAGAGCCUGCAUUUAGCCACAGUGGCUCCACAACACAGCUGUGUCACUUCCCCUCGCAGGUUUUUCCCGCCACUCCUGGGGCCAUGACAGUUCCAGCCAAACGAGAUAAUGAGGUGACCAGAUUUAGCGCAGGGGCAGAUUGUGCGACAACGUGGCAGCAGCACAUCCUCCGAAGUCUUGCCCUCGGUGACCUUGAGCUCACUACUAACCCUGUCACGGGGACAGACGUCAACAAAGUGAAAAGACAUGGUCGCUGUCAUGUCCAGGGUCAAGGUCAUGAUGACUUUCAAGGCCAAGGUCACACCAACCUUCAAGACCAAGGUUACACCACUGACCUUCAGGGUAAGAGCGGGGAUUUCAUUACAUCUCGUCUACUUCCUUCGAGGGUGACUGGUCUAUCUGACACUACGACAAAUUCUUUUUCUACCGGAAGGGGUUGCCAUGCACCUGUCCCGAGUCGACUGAAUGUACAGCGUUGUUGUAGUGUGAGUACGGGCCAGGCGACCCCGUCUAGCGGAGCUGUGUUUGAUUCUUACUCGAGAAGCGGACUGUUGCAGGAUGUCUCUUUUCCCAGCUCGUUCCCAGAGCCUCAAGGAAAAAGCAGUUCGCUGUGUGACAAUUUUGUGACUAGUGAAGGGGGUCCUGGGUACGCAACGGCUUUCUCAUCUUCGACGUUCGGUGGUUCUGGUCAACCAAAUAUGUCCGCCUUUUCACUGUCGGUGGCGGAGAGUGGUGGUCAGAGGAAUCAAAAUCUCUCUCAGCACCAAGGUGCGUUAAUCAAGAGGGUGGACUGUCAGACAAGUGGAAAGGAAAAGGUUGUUAGGAAUACGCAUAUCGACAGAAAUACGCAUAUCGACAGAAAUGAACAGGUCAGAAAGAAUGGACAGAUAGGCGGACAAGGACAGGCACACGUCCAUUUUGGCGAAAGAACUGCUGGGCAGGGAGAUACUGGCACCGAUGGACAGAUAGGUGGCGACGUGAUACAGAUGGGGAGUAAUGAGGAAACAGGAAAAAAGUUUGGGUUGUCCGACAGACACGGACGCAAACUCAAUGUGUUGUUUGGGGACGUAAAAGAUAUGGAUGUUGUGGAUAGAGCUGUUUGUCACCGUACCCAGCUAGUUAAAAAUACUUCUUCUCUCACAGACAAACCAUUUCCUGUCAAGCUUGAUGACGUUUCCGCUAGGAACGUGAGUUACACAACUUCGGAAGAAAUUUCGGAACGUGCAAGGAUUACGAUGGUGAAGGAGGGCCACUCAGAAAGAGAAAUUUUCCGAAAGGAGAACGAUGGGGAUAUUAUAAACUUUAAAUGUGGAAGUAGGAAUCUUUCCGAUGAGGUGAUCACAUCUCAAGGAGAAGUGCAGGUGGAGAGGCUGGAGGAAAUUCUCCCAAAUGUCCGUCGGUAUGAAGAAAGAUCACGUGUGACCUUUCGUGGGGCGCAAGAAAUGAGGGGUGAGAUCGGGGCCGCGAGUCCAUCUGUUUGUGGAAGCUCAAAUAAUAAUGUACAGAAGUCAGAUCCUGAUGGAAGGAAUAGGGCAGGGGGCAUGCUGGCUGUGGCUAUUCCGGUGGAUAAAUCUCGGGGAAUUGGUGAAAGUUGUGAAGG